Molecule: messenger RNA, 6510 nt
Organism: Pygocentrus nattereri (red-bellied piranha)
Lineage: Eukaryota; Metazoa; Chordata; Actinopteri; Characiformes; Serrasalmidae
Gene: pbx4
Product: pre-B-cell leukemia transcription factor 4
Exons: 10
Coding region: 1266-2651 (461 amino acids)
Biological process (GO): regulation of transcription by RNA polymerase II; neuron development; eye development
Cellular component (GO): nucleus
Molecular function (GO): RNA polymerase II cis-regulatory region sequence-specific DNA binding; DNA-binding transcription factor activity, RNA polymerase II-specific
Source: RefSeq, a predicted model, not a curated record
GUGUGGCCGCUACAGCGGUGCGAUUUAAGAGCAGCAAGAAGGAGCCGAGGGAGAGACCCACUGAGAGAGGGGGGUGAGAGAAAAGCAGGGGGCUUCGGGGCCAAAAUUAAGGAGCCAGCGGUCGGGUUGGCUGGGAUGGAGCCGAGCGUUUUCACUCUAAACAGCGAAUGCGGCGUUUUAGCAGCGUCUGUAUAGUGUUCACUCCGGUUUGCCUGCGUUUCGUCGAGAGCUGAGCGAGUCUGCAGCCGCUCCGUCCUCGCGCACAGAGCCGUUAACGUUAGCUUGCUUGGCUAGCUGCUGUUGCUAAGCUCGGCUAGAAAGAAAUGCUAGCUGGCCUCGCCGCUGAAGGAGGAAAAGAAAGGUAGCUAGCCAAGUCCGAGCGAGAGAGACAUUUUCUUUUUCUUUCAGCAAACCUGAAAGUGCGUUAAAUCACAGUAAAAACUGUGACACUGUCAGUUUUUCCUCCGACCUAACGUUAGUCUUCCGUCUCGACUUGGCAAUAUUUAAAAGAACUGUUUGUCGACGACACGUUUACAGAAAGUCAACGGACAGUACAGUCAGCUUUGUUUUUUUGUACAAAAGCUGUUGUUUUUUAAAUUAGCUUAACGAGCUUUUAUGGUCGGUUUCCUCCACCAGUGUUACUGUCGUCGUCGACUUUUACACAGUGUUUACCUGCGGUAUCAAGAACCACACGAGAGUGUGAUUUUUUUUACCUAUUUGCGGUUUAUUUAUUUUAAAAUUCGCGCUGAUCAACCCAGCGGACUCGGGGCUAACAGUUUUUGAGGAGACACUUUGUGAGAUCUUGUGUUGGGAGUACUUAAUGUAGUUAGCCGAGGCUGUGUGUUUGGAGCCUGUACGCUUUUUUAAUCUCUGUUCAUUUAGGUUACGUUACUUGUGUUUUCAAGUCUUCACGCUUCGUCUCGCUUGAAGCUUUCUUUUCUUGUGCGUUCAUUUUCGAGCACGACCCCUUGUGUGUGUGAGUGGGGUUUUUUUCGUUCAGUUGGUGCAUGUGGUCGCAUUUUUCCUCCUUCUUCUCGGCUCCUCGCUGUUUUGCGGUCGUCCUCCAUGCCCGCUCCCGCAGCAGUUUUCACUCUCUGCUACCUAACUAACAUUUUUCUCCGAGUCUGAAGGAACUGCAUGUGCCUUUUAAUCCUCCUUAGGAUCGUCAGUCGUACAUUUUUUCGUGGGACUUGGUACAUGAUCACGGACCCGGGCACUUAGCUAAACUCCAUUGCAAUUUUUUGCGAGGUCUCUCUAAAGAAAGCAUGGACGAUCAGACCCGCAUGCUUGGUCUAGGCGGGGGACUCGGCGCCCUAUCCCAGGCCGACGUGGGCGACCCAGACUCCGCCAGGAAGCAGCAGGCUCUCGGUCAGCCGCAGCAAGACAUAGGGGACAUCCUCCAGCAGAUCAUGGCCAUCACGGACGAGAGCCUGGACGAGGCGCAAGCACGAUGCUGGCAAGAGGAAGGACCAACCGAGUGGGGCGGAAGAGGUGACCCCACAGAGGGAGGGGCAGCUGGGGGGGGCACAGUAGGGGGUGCCCUGCCUCUCAACUUCCAGCACAGGAAACACGCCCUGAACUGUCACAGAAUGAAGCCUGCUCUCUUCAGUGUGCUGUGUGAGAUCAAAGAGAAGACUGUAUUGAGUAUUAGAGGGGUGCAGGAGGAGGACCCCCCUGACCCUCAGAUCAUGCGCCUGGACAACAUGCUGCUAGCUGAGGGUGUGUCUGGCCCAGAGAAAGGUGGCGGAUCAGCUGCAGCCGCGGCAGCUGCAGCCGCGGCAGGGGGGUCACCCAAUGAUGGAAGCAUCGAGCACUCAGACUACAGAGCCAAACUCGCACAGAUCCGCCAGAUCUACCACUCGGAGCUGGAGAAGUACGAACAGGCUUGCAGUGAAUUCACCACCCAUGUGAUGAAUCUGCUGCGGGAGCAGUCACGUACACGGCCCAUCUCACCCAAAGAGAUCGAGCGCAUGGUGGCCAUCAUCCACCGCAAGUUCAGCUCCAUCCAGAUGCAGCUCAAACAGAGCACGUGUGAGGCAGUCAUGAUCCUCCGCUCUCGCUUCCUCGAUGCCAGACGCAAGAGACGUAACUUCAAUAAGCAAGCCACAGAGGUGCUGAAUGAGUAUUUUUACUCUCACCUGUCCAACCCCUACCCCAGUGAGGAAGCAAAGGAGGAGCUGGCCAAAAAGUGUGGGAUCACUGUCUCUCAGGUCUCUAAUUGGUUCGGCAACAAGAGAAUUCGGUACAAGAAGAACAUUGGUAAGUUCCAAGAGGAAGCAAAUCUGUACGCAGUUAAAACAGCGGUGGAUGCUGCAAAUGUGUCUGCACAGGCUAGCCAGGCAAACUCUCCGGCGACACCCAACUCAGGGUCUUCAGGGUCCUAUGGCUUGUCUCGCGCAGGAGACAGUUACCUCAGCCUGCGCUCACUCAACGGGGAGGGCCUCAACAUCGCCCCCUCUCUGCAGCAGCAGGUGGAUACCCUGCACCGUGCUACACACCUGACGGGCGGCUAUGAGGAGCUGUCAGGAAGUGCCCUUUACACUCCACACCACCUAGAUGCCAACAGCAGCUGGCAGGACAACCCCAAGCCCUCCUCCAUCACCCCUCCACCUGGACAUCCCAGCAGCGUCCAUUCGGACACCUCCACCUGAGACACGGAGCUUCCACCCCCGCCACCAUGCUCACAAUAUGAACUCUUCCACCAGUACAGCCCUGCUUCCUCCUCGAUCUCUGCUUUUGUUACACUGGCAUCUGUUAAAGCUGGCAAACGUUUUUUCCCCCCAAGUUCCACUUUGUCGGUCAGCUCCACUGUGGGCUUUGAUGGGCCACAGACUACAAACAUUCGAACACGUUUUCUGACCCAUUCAUUCAGCCAGUGAAGACCACACAGGAGCUCUUCCCUUCCUGCUGAAACCAAAGUGCUGUCAGCAGUCAAAUCUCCUUUUGUUCAUCAAAGAACAACCUCAGACAACUGAAACGCAAAGACAUGCAAAAUUUCCUCAGUCCCCAUUUAGAGCUUGUUUUGUCAAUGUUUUCCUUUAUGUACUUUAAAGCUGCAUAAGUAAAUUAGGGUAGCUAGUUUUGUUAUUGCAAGAUUCAUGCGCAUUUACGCUCUGUUGCAUUCCGCUGUUCAGAGAAUCAACUAAGCACAAAUAUUAAUGAGUUUUGAGAAGAGUGAGGGUAGAAAUGGAGAAGACAACAGCGUUGUGCGCCUAGAAUGGUUGCGGAGUCAUUUGUAACAGUUACUUCUAGAGAAAUGGAGGGCAGGUCUGAACAGGAGCAGAGGGCAAGAAAAAUGUAACCCUUGCAGCUAGGGGCUACAUUUGCCUCAGUCUGCUGAGUCUUUUAAGAGAAGUAGAGGUUUUGUUCAGUUCUGGUUUUCUUUUUGAUUUUUUUUUUUUGUAAUACACCUUCCCACAAAUAAUGCACCAGCCACCAAAUAAAAGUACACUGUAGACUUUUAUUAGUUUUUCACUUUGUUAGCAAGGGAGUGGAUGGUAUGUGGAGCAGUGCUGUAGAAUUGGGCUGGGAGUUGCUAGUCUUUUUUUUUUUGUUUGUUUUUUGUUUUUUACUUCAAGAGAUAAAUCUGUCUUCCAUGCAUGUAGGCUUCAAAGCUGUUUUAGAGAUUCCAGUUGCGUAGCUUGUCAGUUUGAGAUUUUUGUUUUCAUUGUUAAUUUUACAUAAAGAAAUGCUACAGAAAGAAGAGGAUAUGACAGACCAAAAAAAACAAAAUGAAUAAAUAACCGUAUCAUGCAUCAUGUAUCAUGUACAUGCACACGGUGUACUGCCCCUCCAGGACUCUGCGACCGUGAGGCUUUUUGCAGUACAGCGUGCUUCACUAUGGCUUUGCAUCAGCCCCCAGAUGCAGUGACACACCGGAAAAGAUCCAGUGCUAGCAGACUGCAGUCUUUACCUGUACUCUUCAAAACCAAAAAUGUUAAAUACUAGAUGCUUAUGAGAGUGUCUCAUAAAUGUAGAUGUAAAUUGUGCUUGUUACAGUUUGGGAGGAAGCGGAUACUGUAGGGAAUCGUUUUGAUUUUGUGCUUCUGUAUGUGUUGUCCGAUGGCCUCUCGUGGUACAUAUAUGUGUGUGCGCAUGAGUGUGCACAGGAUAUGUGGGUUUCUUUUUUGUUUUGUUUUUUUUUUUUCUUCUUUUUUUUGGUCUUGUCAGUUAGUUUUUUUAUAACUGAUUGUAUUGUAUGUGCAAUUGAAAGCACCCAUUCCGUAAUAAUAGCAUGCCAUAAAAGCACAUGCCGUCCCUUCUUUUGCUUAGCAUUUUAUGCUUCAUAACACAGGAACUCCUUUCUUUUUUAAAAAAAAAAACAGUUAACAUGGCCAAGCAACAAGGGCUUUUCUCCUUUGAAGUUUAACCAAAAACUAGCAGCAGACAUGUUCUGAAUUUGAAAUAGGUGGACUGCAGCCAACAUUGAGGAAUAACAAACCAAUCUCGAGUAUCGUUUUUCUGACACAGGAGAUAUGGUAUGCUGGGUCGUGUUGUUUUUAACGCUCGUCUAUCGCUCUCUUUCUUUUUAAUACAGUUGGACCAUGGUAGUACCAGGUUUUUGAUACAUGAAUGGAAAUUGUUACACAAAGGACUCAACACUGAGACAUAAGAGGGGUUUUGUUUAUAUGUAUGAAAGAACAAACUCUAAGGACCUUUCUAAGGAUUUACCCAGAUCAUAGUGUCAUGUAUAGAAUAAUUUUAGUUCAAAUAUUUCAUAUGGCUGUCUUAUAACUAAUGCUAUUAUUACACCAAAUUAUGUUUAAUUUUGUUUUGUUUUUUUUUUCUUCCUUUCUCCUUUUUGUACCGGUCAUCUAUGGAUGUCAUUGUACAGAUUGUGGAAUGUUUCAGUGUACUUCUCUUUUUAUAUACUUACAUGUUUUUUUUUCCCUUUUUUUAAUGCCUGGUUUGUUUUGCCUUUACUCUGCUGAUGAGUUAGAGUACUUUGUAAUGUUUAUUUUAAGUUUUGUUUGACUUUAAAUUUGGGUUUUGGAGGUUUUUUUGUGUUUUUUGUUAGAGGUAAUAUUUGUGCAUGGUGCAGUGAGAAAUUUCCUCGUGAUCCCAAAUUAAAUCGCGUACAGUCAUUGCUAAAUAGAUAAUAGCAUCAACCAACAAUAACGGCAAAGAGUUUAGUAAAAGGUUUUUGCUCGUUGCAAUUGAAGGUAGGCACUGAUUGUCUUACAGGUCUUGUAUCCCCUGCCUUGGAUGGCACCUAAUUUGGUAGUUGAGCUAACUGUCAAGCCCUUUAAGUUAAACCAGGGUUAGUUGAAAGGGUUAGUAAAGAGCUUUGGUCCUCCCAGGACUUUGGCCUAGGUUGAAACACUACUUUUUGUAGGGCGCAGCGAUUAGCCAUGCUCUAACGGCACAGUUACAGGUUCUCAAGGGUUCCACACUGGUGUUAGGGUCUAGAGCAGUGCUUCCCAAUUCAGUCCGCAAGAACCCCCUCUCAUAUUGAUGUAUUUUAUCUGUAAUAGACACCUUAUUAAGGGGUGUAGAGUGUUGAUUACCUGGCUCAGAUGCUUCAGGACCUUGAAUACAACAAAAAUAGGGAAUAAUUUGGGUUGCAGAAGACAGGAUUGAGAACCUAGAGCAGUGGUAACUGUAUUACUAGACAAAAAGUUAAUGUGUGGGAUUACGAUGGUUGUAGUUUUGUUUAUGUGAGGUAUUCUUGCUCAUUAUAGCAAGCUCCAUCAUUAACUAUCCCAGCACUUAAGGCAGGGCAUGCACACUGAUACUCCAUCGUUGUGCUUUAAUGUGACUUUCUACACUUCUUGAAGCAGGUCAGAUGUGCAGUCAGAUACGUGUCUGAAACUUUACAGUUGUUGGCGCUUCUUUCAUUUUCAUUGCUAAUCAUGGUGGAAUCAGCAUCACUGCAGUACGAAGGAGCAUGUUUCACACCACAGUUUCAAGUGCAAGUAGCUUCCUGUGAAAGAUGACUGAAAUUUCAUCUCUUGCUGACAUUCACACAUUGCAGUUAGUCUUAAAAUAACUUCACACAAGCUGAAAACAAGCUGAAUGGGAGGAGAGUUCACUCUACGAACACCUUGCAAACACAGCAUAACGGUCGAGGCUGAUAUGCAUGUACCAGUAAAAGCACUGAUUGGAAUUAUCUCACCCACAAAGACUGAUCCUGGAUCAGAACUUUUGCUCUGAUAUACUUUGCGAAACCCCCCUGUCAGACCAGCUAGACCACUUCAUGAGCCGAGGUUAAUUCUACUGCACCAUAACAAAUGACAAAAAACUUAUACUUUUCUAUUAUUUUCGUAAACUGUAGUAUAUCCUUCUUCCUCCCGUCUUUCCCUCCUUCUGUACUCACCAAUCCCCUUUCUCUACCUCUCCUCUUCUUUCCAUUUCUCUUGUAUAUAAACCUUGCCAUUUUCAGACUUGCUAGUCUGUUAUGAACUCCUUUUAUACCUCAACUUUAGAACUGUUCUAGUAAGAGGAAAAAAAACAAAAGAAAUAUGAGAAUUGUAGUGUUCCUUAUUAGAAAAACAAAAACUAAUAAAAUAA